AUGGACUUCAGCGUUACCCGCCUACCAGUUUUCAUCUACAAUAGUAUCUCUGCUGCUCUUUUUGGCGCACCAGUGGAUAAUUCGGCGAUACAAGACCCAGCUCCCGUUAAACCGCCCGCCAUUUAUCGCCUCUCAGUAGAAACCCUUCACGAGAUUGCGGAACAUGUCGGACAUAACUCCAAGGCGGACCUCGCAUCUCUUGUCCGGGUGGACCAGCGAUUUCAGGCCCUUGGCGAAGGCAUACUGUGGCGCGAGCUCCCUUCCAUUGUGCCCCUGCUUCGUCUUUUGAUGCCGGAGUACUUCUAUCUGAACUACGUAUAUGUGCGGCAGCACAAGCCGCUCCCCGAUGAUAUAUGGGAGCAGCAUCCAAGUCUUCUACGCCUUGCAUCCCAUGUCACGACGCUUCUCAUUCAUCCCAUUUCGAGUCCCACCUUGGAUCACUAUUUUGAUACCUUCUGGCGUCAAGGAACCAUUCUUGUAGACAUGCACACUUUGACAGGGGUCUCCCGCUCGCUGUCUUCCGAUCCGAGCCGUGCCGCCCUCUUCCCGCGCCUGCAGCGACUGGAGGUCAACAGUUUCUCCGGCAUUCCUGCCGAACUUCUUCUUCCAUUGUUAGGCGCCAACCUCAGCUCCUGUGUCGCCUACUGCACCAUCUGGGGGCUUGACGAGUUACUCAGGCGCACGAAGAUCGAUAACUUCAGCCACUGCGAGUUCAUGCUCUCCGACCUACUCGAGGAGAUCCUGAACGACAACGACACUUCUGAUGACGAGGACGACGAUCCCGAGCCUUUCCGCCCGUAUUCUGUGGUGGAACACCGGAGUGUUUUCGACAUGCCCAAUCUUCGGGAUAUCGCCCCCGUCAUCCACUCGUUGCGCGCACUCAAACUACGCCUCAUCUUCGCGAAGGACCUCCCUGCUCUGCUUCAACCUGCAUACGACUCGCUGCGCUCGCUCAACGUGGAGAUCAGCGAGCUCGACGACACGGAGACGGACUAUAACCUUAGGUCACUCCGAUCGUUGACGGUCCGAAAGCAGAAGGCUGCGUUCGCGCGCGCCCUCUCUUUGGAUAUCGCUGGCUCUGACGAUCUCGACACCCUACUUACGAGGAUCCGUCAGGAAUGUCGACCGGCUACACUUCGUCGCGUGCGGAUCGACGAACGUAAGGGCUCCUCUCGGGAUUGGUCCUUCGCCGUCGACCAGCUUACCCCGCUUCGCGCCUUUCCUUGCUUGGUCGAACUGGACAUCAGCGUCAGCAGCGACAUUUCGAUGACCGACGCUGAUUACGCUGCGCUUGCCCCCUCCUGGCCGUCUCUCAGGGUCUUCAAGUUGAAGCAUGCGCGGGAUGCACCGGACACGGCGGUACUCUCUUCCUCGACCACGCUUGCUGCUCUUGUCUCCUUCGCCACCUCCUGCCCCGACCUCGAAGAGCUCGGCAUCCAGCUUCACGUCAACUCGCUCCCGGACCUCGUCCUUCCCGCCCGCCAAAGUCGCAUACACACGCUGGACCUGGGCUUCCGCACCGCGCUCGGCGUCGACGUUCCGCUGGUCGCUGGCUUCCUGCGCUCGUUAUUUCCGGGUCUGCAGAAGCUACACGUAGUGCCGGCGCUGGGGGUCGCGACGAUGUGGAACCGGGUGAGGUAUUCGGUGCUUCCACCGUACUAUGGAGCAAGCGCGCCUUGGCUACCCGCAAGCAACUGA
This is a messenger RNA of Schizophyllum commune H4-8, 1698 nucleotides long. RefSeq lists its product as uncharacterized. The coding region runs from base 1 to 1698 and encodes 565 amino acids. The transcript has 5 exons. Lineage: Eukaryota; Fungi; Basidiomycota; Agaricomycetes; Agaricales; Schizophyllaceae. The record is from RefSeq and is a predicted model, not a curated record.